GAGUAUGCUAAGCUCGAACUGCACAAGUAUACAAGUCGAGCUUAACGGGUUAGACUUGAAACAAGGUGGCGAGUAUGUGGGGACCCGCAUGUAUCGGGGACGGAGUUUGUGGCAUUCUCCGGGCUCUAACAGAGUAUGGUAGUUCCCAAGGACAUUCCUACGGAUACUCUUUGAGCAGCACUACUGGACAUGGGUAGCAUCGCAGAUCUACACGCAAAAACUUACGAGAUAGUGAGGAUGAUUCCCCCGGGUCAUGUCACAUCUUAUGGUCAUAUUGCAAAACUGGCUGGUUACCCGCGAUAUUCCAGACACGUUGGCAAUGCACUGAGAGAUCUGCCCGCGGGCAGCACCGUCCCAUGCGUGUCAUAUCCUCGACUGGUCAGAUUUCUCCCCGUGGCGAUGAGGGUCAAGCUGUCGCGCGGCAGAAAGCUGCACUGGAGGAAGAUGGGGUGGAAGUGGAACGCAUGAGGGGCACGAAUGGCGAGCGAGUGAAUUUCGCAAGAUUUGGCUGGUUCCCCGACUCGGUCGAUCUUGU
This is a messenger RNA of Kockovaella imperatae, 535 nucleotides long. RefSeq lists its product as hypothetical. NCBI's taxonomy places the organism in Eukaryota, Fungi, Basidiomycota, Tremellomycetes, Tremellales, Cuniculitremaceae. Gene Ontology annotation, molecular function: catalytic activity. The transcript has 3 exons. Gene Ontology annotation, biological process: DNA repair. The record is from RefSeq and is a predicted model, not a curated record. The coding region runs from base 190 to 468 and encodes 92 amino acids.